Molecule: messenger RNA, 884 nt
Organism: Styela clava
Lineage: Eukaryota; Metazoa; Chordata; Ascidiacea; Stolidobranchia; Styelidae
Source: RefSeq, a predicted model, not a curated record
CGUUUACUUACAUUCUAAUGUAGGAUGUGUUAAUGUUCAACAUUUUAAAUAGGCCAAAUUGUUAUAGAUGCAAAUAAAAAAAUUAUGUUACAAUUCAACAUAUUAUUCAAAUUUUUCAAUUUCGCUUGUUUUCAGGUAUUUCAGUGGUCCGAAAUAUAAAGAGGCGUUGAAGGCACUCGACGUCACCCCGUCUCUGAAAAAACACACAAAACGUGCCUUGGCCUGUUUGUAGCUUGCCAUAUCCUAAUACGCGGCGGGAGAGUUGGCUACUUUUCUUGUAUGAAGGUAGGCGAGCUCAAACAGGCCAGGGAAUAUGAAGACGAAGGGUUGAUCCAAAUCGUAGUGGAGGAGCAAAAAAUUAAGGACGAGAUAGGUUUUCUCACAAUGUCACGAGAAGACUACCAAAUGUUUUUAAAGCUGGUCAACACGUUUAAAAAUGUAAACGAAAGAGAAGACACGGAAUACGCAUUAUCAACCUCUUCCAAGGAAAAAAUGCGUGUGGACAAAUGCGUAAGAUCCUCACUGGCGAAAGUAUUUGGUGAAAAUAUUAGCAUUACUCUGACGAGGGAAACCCUGGCCUCAAGUAUACCAGAACACCAGCAGAGGGAUGUGGCCAGGGCUAUGGGCCACUCAUUAGAAGUAGCCCGUAAAAAUCAUCAUUUACUGCACAAAGGGCAAACAGAUCCGGUAUUUCCCGCCCGUCUGAUAAACCCUCAACCUCCGGAAUUUCCGAAACACACCUACCAUCCCCCUCAAAAUACCAAACGCCCAAAAAAAGAAAAGCGCGUCCAGAUUUUGUAUCUCCGAGGACAAAAGCAAUUAGAGCUACAGUUCCUCGCAAGACCUUAAUAUCCUCAAGUGAUAGGAUGUGGUUGUAUUUCCAC